GAAAAAGUUUCGCGGCCACGUGGGUGUCCCGUGCGGAGGGGCGGGGAGGGCGGGCCCGGGCCUCUUUUGACCCCUCGGCAGGCACCAUCGGGGCUUCACUGAGCGCAGGAGCUGCAUUCGCCCGGGGUGUCGCCAUGCCUCCCGCCGAGAUCAUCAGCGGCAAGGCCGUUUCCGAGCAAGUGAGGCAGAGACUCAAGAGCCAAGUGGCAGAAAUGAAGGAGAGAGUCCCAGGCUUCAGACCAGGCCUUGCAAUUCUACAGGUUGGUGAUCGGGAUGAUUCAAAUCUCUACAUUAGCAUGAAACUCAAGGCUGCUGCUGAGAUCGGGAUCAAUGCCAACCACAUCAAGCUGCCAAGCACUGCAACAGAAGCUGAGGUGCUGAGAUGCAUUCACAAUUUGAACGAUGACCCUGCUGUUCAUGGGUUUAUAGUACAAUUGCCUUUGGAUACCAACAAGCCCAUCAACACGGAGAAAGUCACCAAUUCUGUGGCACCUGAAAAGGAUGUGGACGGCUUGAGCAGUAUUAACGCAGGGAAGCUCUCGCGUGGCGACCUCGGAGACUGUUUCAUCCCCUGUACGCCAAAAGGAUGCAUGGAGCUCAUCAGGCAGACAGGUGUUCAGGUGGCUGGGAAAAGAGCCGUGGUGAUUGGUCGCAGCAAGAUAGUUGGCGCUCCGAUGCACGACCUCCUGCUCUGGAACCACGCAACUGUGACGACAUGCCACUCCAAGACUGCGUCCCUGGCUGAGGAGGUCAGCAAAGCGGAUAUCCUGGUGGUUGCUGCUGGCAAGGCAGAGAUGGUGAAAGGAGAUUGGAUCAAACCCGGCGCGGUCGUGAUUGACUGUGGAAUCAACCACAUACCAGACAGUACGAGGGCAAGUGGGAAAAGGGUCGUUGGCGAUGUGGCCUACAGCUCGGCCAAGGAGAAGGCAGGUUACAUCACCCCGGUCCCUGGAGGUGUCGGGCCAAUGACAGUUGCCAUGCUGAUGCAGAGCACUGUAGAAAGUGCGCAGCGCUUUCUGGAGAAAUAUCAGCCCGGCAAGUGGAAUAUUCAGUAUAACCAGCUAAUCCCUAGAACGCCCGUUCCAAGCGACAUUGAAGUAUCCCGGUCCUGCUUCCCCAAGCCCAUCGGCCAGCUGGCCAAGGAGAUCGGUCUGCUCUCAGAUGAGGUGCAACUCUAUGGCCAGUGCAAGGCCAAGAUUUCGCUGUCGGCGCUGAAGCGCCUGAAGGACCAGCCCGACGGCAGAUACGUUGUCGUAACGGGUAUAACGCCCACACCCCUGGGAGAAGGGAAAAGCACCACAACAGUGGGACUGGUUCAAGCACUGGGAGCAUACCUUGGUCGGAAUGCCUUUGCCUGCGUUCGGCAGCCUUCGCAAGGACCCACGUUUGGAAUUAAAGGUGGUGCGGCUGGAGGUGGAUAUUCUCAGGUUAUUCCUAUGGAGGAGUUCAAUCUCCACCUUACUGGUGACAUCCACGCCAUUACUGCAGCCAAUAACCUGGUCGCUGCCGCUAUUGAUGCCCGCAUCUUCCACGAGGCCACGCAGUCUGAUCAGGCUCUCUAUUCCCGAUUGGUCCCUUCUGUUGACGGCACCAGGAAGUUCUCCAACGUCCAGAUCCAGAGAUUGCGGAGAUUGCAUAUUGAGAAAACAGACCCAAGGGCUUUGACGGAUGAUGAAAUAAACAAAUUUGUGAGAUUGGAUAUUGAUCCAGACAGCAUAACAUGGCAAAGAGUGAUGGACACAAAUGACAGGUUUCUGCGGAAGAUCACUAUUGGGCAGUCUCCAACCGAAAAGGGGUUCUCACGCACAGCUCAGUUCGACAUCACGGUUGCCAGUGAAAUCAUGGCGGUCUUGGCUCUCACAGAUGGCCUGGAGGACAUGAGGCGUCGCCUAGCCAAAAUGGUGGUGGCUUCCAGCAAGAACGGCGUUCCAAUUACCACAGAAGAUCUGGGAGUUAGUGGUGCCCUGACAGUUUUGAUGAAAGAUGCUAUUGAGCCAAACCUCAUGCAGACUCUGGAGGGCAACCCUGUGUUUGUCCACGCCGGUCCAUUUGCCAACAUUGCCCAUGGCAACUCAUCCGUCCUGGCAGACAAGAUUGCCCUGAAGCUCGUCGGCAAGGAAGGGUUUGUGGUGACAGAAGCUGGCUUCGGAGCAGAUAUCGGCAUGGAAAAGUUCUUUGACAUCAAGUGCCGGUAUUCUGGGCUGCAGCCCCAUGUGGUCGUCUUGGUGGCUACUGUCCGAGCUCUGAAGAUGCAUGGUGGAGGACCUACGGUCGCUGCCGGAGUUCCCUUGCCAAAGGAGUACACUGAAGAGAACCUCCCACUUUUGGAGAAAGGGUGCAGCAACUUGCGCAAGCAAAUCCAAAACGCCAGGACCUUUGGCAUCCCGGUCGUCGUAGCUGUCAAUGCAUUCAAAUCUGAUACGGAGGCGGAGCUACAGCUGGUCAUCCGGUUGGCUAAGGAAGUGGGCGCUUUUGAUGCUGUGAAAUGCACCCACUGGGCUGAUGCAGGGAGAGGAGCCGUGGCUCUGGCCGAAGCUGUACAGAGAGCAUCACUGGCCCCCAGCAACUUCAAGUUUCUGUACAAUGUGGAGCUUCCGAUUGUAGACAAGAUAAGAAUUAUUGCACAGACGAUCUAUGGGGCAAAGGACAUUGAACUGCUGCCAGAAGCAGAGCAGAAGAUUCUUCUGUACACCAAGCAGGGUUUUGGGAACCUGCCUAUCUGCAUGGCGAAAACCCACCUGUCGCUGUCUCACGACCCAGAACAGAAAGGGGUGCCCUCUGGUUUCAUCCUGCCCAUCAGAGACAUCCGAGCCAGCGUGGGUGCAGGAUUCUUGUAUCCGUUAGUAGGAACGAUGAGCACAAUGCCAGGACUUCCAACUAGGCCUUGUUUCUAUGACAUUGAUCUGGACCCAGCGACUGGAGAAGUGACCGGCCUGUUCUAAAAUGAACUGACAAUCCAAAGUAUCCAAGCAAUGCCAGUUUGGCGAAACCUGAAGAAGGUACCUCAAGGGGACACUAGGAAGUCUUUGGAAACAAAUUAACCUGCUGCAUUUU
This is a messenger RNA of Podarcis muralis (Common wall lizard), 3054 nucleotides long. RefSeq names its product methylenetetrahydrofolate dehydrogenase, cyclohydrolase and formyltetrahydrofolate synthetase 1 (gene MTHFD1). Gene Ontology annotation, biological process: tetrahydrofolate interconversion. Lineage: Eukaryota; Metazoa; Chordata; Lepidosauria; Squamata; Lacertidae. Gene Ontology annotation, cellular component: cytosol. The record is from RefSeq and is a predicted model, not a curated record. Gene Ontology annotation, molecular function: methenyltetrahydrofolate cyclohydrolase activity; methylenetetrahydrofolate dehydrogenase (NADP+) activity; formate-tetrahydrofolate ligase activity.